AUGAAUUUGCAGCUGGCUUUCUGGCUGGGACUAAUCGUUUCAGUGUGCUGUGUGUUCGGCCAGACAGAUGAAAAUAGAUGUUUAAAAGUAAACGCAAAGUCAUGUGGAGAGUGUAUCCAAGCAGGGCCCAACUGCGGGUGGUGCACAAACGCAACAUUCUUGCAAGAAGGCAUGCCUACUUCUGCGCGCUGCGAUGACUUAGAAGCCUUAAAAAAGAAGGGGUGCCAUCCAGAUGACAUAGAAAACCCCAGAGGCUCCAAACAUAUAAAGAAAAAUAAAAAUGUAACCAACCGUAGCAAAGGAACAGCAGAGAAGCUCCAGCCUGAAGAUAUCACCCAGAUCCAGCCCCAGCAGUUGGUUUUGCAGUUACGAUCAGGGGAGCCGCAGACGUUCACGUUAAAAUUCAAGCGAGCCGAGGACUACCCCAUUGACCUCUACUACCUGAUGGACCUCUCCUACUCCAUGAAAGACGACCUGGAGAACGUAAAGAGUCUCGGCACAGACCUAAUGAAUGAAAUGAGGAGGAUCACUUCGGACUUCCGAAUUGGAUUUGGCUCAUUUGUGGAGAAAACCGUGAUGCCCUACAUUAGCACGACGCCAGCCAAGCUCAGGAACCCUUGCACGAGUGAACAGAACUGCACCAGCCCCUUUAGCUACAAAAACGUGCUCAGCCUUACUGACAAAGGAGAAGUGUUCAAUGAGCUCGUCGGGAAACAGCGCAUAUCUGGGAACUUGGAUUCUCCGGAAGGUGGCUUCGACGCCAUCAUGCAGGUUGCAGUGUGUGGAUCACUGAUUGGGUGGAGGAAUGUCACACGGCUGCUGGUGUUCUCCACUGACGCCGGCUUUCACUUCGCGGGAGAUGGCAAGCUGGGUGGCAUUGUUUUACCCAACGACGGACGGUGUCACCUGGAGAAUGACGUCUACACCAUGAGCCAUUAUUACGACUAUCCCUCAAUUGCUCACCUUGUCCAGAAACUCAGUGAAAAUAACAUUCAGACCAUUUUUGCAGUUACUGAAGAAUUCCAGCCCGUUUACAAGGAGCUGAAAAAUCUGAUCCCCAAGUCAGCAGUAGGAACGUUAUCUGCAAACUCGAGCAAUGUGAUUCAGUUGAUCAUUGAUGCAUACAACUCCCUUUCCUCAGAAGUCAUUUUGGAAAACAGCAAGCUACCCGAAGGAGUAACAAUAAAUUACAAAUCUUACUGCAAGAAUGGGGUAAAUGGAACAGGGGAAAAUGGAAGAAAAUGUUCCAAUAUUUCCAUUGGAGAUGAGGUUCAAUUUGAAAUUAGCAUAACUUCAAAUAAAUGUCCAAAUAAGAAUUCUGAAACCAUUAAAAUUAAGCCUCUGGGCUUCACUGAAGAAGUGGAAAUUGUCCUUCAGUUCAUCUGUGAGUGUGAGUGCCAGAGUGAAGGCAUCCCCGAAAGUCCGAAGUGUCACGAAGGGAACGGGACAUUUGAGUGUGGAGCUUGCAGGUGCAACGAGGGGCGUGUCGGCAGGCACUGCGAGUGCAGCACGGACGAGGUCAACAGCGAAGACAUGGACGCCUACUGCAGGAAGGAGAACAGCUCGGAGAUCUGCAGCAACAACGGCGAGUGCGUCUGCGGGCAGUGCGUCUGCAGGAAGAGGGACAACACGAACGAGAUCUACUCCGGCAAAUUCUGCGAGUGCGAUAACUUCAACUGCGAUCGGUCCAACGGCUUGAUCUGCGGAGGAAAUGGUGUUUGCAAGUGCCGUGUGUGUGAGUGCAACCCCAACUACACGGGCAGUGCGUGCGACUGCUCACUGGAUACCUCCUCGUGCAUGGCUGCCAACGGACAGAUCUGCAACGGCCGGGGCGUGUGCGAGUGCGGCGUCUGCAAGUGCACGGACCCCAAGUUCCAAGGGCAGACGUGCGAGAUGUGUCAGACCUGCCUCGGCGUCUGUGCUGAGCACAAAGAGUGCGUUCAGUGCAAAGCCUUCAAUAAAGGAGAAAAGAAGGACACGUGUGCCCAGGAGUGCUCCCACUUCAACAUCACCAAGGUGGAGAAGCAGGAGAAGCUGCCCCAGCCCGGCCAGGUGGACCCGCUGUCCCACUGCAAGGAGAAGGACGUGGACGACUGCUGGUUCUAUUUCACGUACUCCGUGAACAGCAACAACGAGGCCAUCGUUCAUGUGGUGGAGACUCCAGAUUGUCCCACGGGUCCAGACAUCAUUCCGAUUGUAGCUGGUGUGGUUGCUGGAAUUGUUCUCAUUGGCCUUGCAUUACUGCUGAUUUGGAAGCUUUUAAUGAUAAUUCAUGACAGAAGGGAAUUUGCUAAAUUUGAAAAGGAGAAAAUGAACGCCAAAUGGGACACGGGUGAAAAUCCUAUUUAUAAGAGUGCAGUGACAACCGUGGUAAAUCCGAAGUACGAGGGGAAAUGAUCGCCACGUGGGACAACUUGACAACAACGAGUGCGAAGUCAUUUCCGUAGUCACAGGAGGUAGCUUAGGGCAGAGUCGCCAUGAUUCAACUCGUGCAAACUUUGUAAAUGUACAAUAUGUAUAAUGUUAAAAUUUUUUUUUUUAUUAUUUUGAAAAUAAUGUUAUAAUCCAUGCCAGGGACUGACAAAAGACUUGAGACGGGAUGGUGAUCCUGUCAGCUAAGGUCACAUUGUGCCUUUCGACCUUUUCUUCCUAUUCUGUUGAAAUCAAGCUUUCAGUGAUGAGGGGGUAUUUCUAGAGGGAUGGAAAGGGCAGUAGUUAAAGCCGUGAGCAUGACGGGAGUUUCUAGUAAUCAUGUAUUAGACUGAUAUUUAGCUUCACAGAUAUGUCAGUUUUCAGUUAUCCCGAAUACGAAGUAAAUGCCCUGCUAGCUAGCUUAGGAUUGUUUUCUGCCCGUCAUUUUGCAGUUUGCCUGUCAGACACGACUAUGACAUAUCUGAAAGAGGAACAUGUUGAGGAUCGCUGGUGUAAAAUAGCUUCAGAGUAUUGAGUCUACAGAGGCCAUGGAGAAAAUUGAGAAUGUUAGGAAGCAAAACCAAUAGCUUUAAACCCUGUGUGCCAUUCUAAGAGUUACAUAAUCUCAGUAACUUUUACGCCUUCUAUCAGUUCAAGCCUUGGAUUAAAAGAACCGGGAAAUAUUUUGCUGAAAAGUCCUUGACUUAGCACUAUUUACAUAAAGGCCUUAAUUUCUGUAGUAUUUGCUGAAUGGGGGACCUUUGGGAUUGAAUUAAUGUUAUCUUAUUGUUUUUAUUUUGUUUAAUGCCUGGUGCUUUUUAUCACCUCUCCUAGUCUUGUUGUUUGCAGUUUAGGGGUCAGACUUUUCUUUUUCCUCAGAACUGUUUCUUUGAAGUUUUAGCUGUAAGCGCGCCUGUUUAAUGAACGCGGGAGGCUGUGCUCGGCUUCUGCAGCAGCUCCGCCCACGCAAGUCUGACUUCCGGUUAGCGCCGUAACAAACCACUGUGUGUUUACUUCUCACCUCCCGAGCUGUCCCUCUUGUUUUGUACUAGUCACGUUCUUGUUUUAAGUGCCUUUUAAUUUUAACAGUUCACUUUUUACAAUGCUAUUUACUGAAGUUAUUUAUUAAAUAAAAAUGCCUAAAAUACCUAC
This is a messenger RNA of Tupaia belangeri chinensis (Chinese tree shrew), 3564 nucleotides long. It is a transcript of the gene ITGB1, whose product is annotated as integrin subunit beta 1. Gene Ontology annotation, molecular function: collagen binding involved in cell-matrix adhesion; C-X3-C chemokine binding; integrin binding. The coding region runs from base 1 to 2397 and encodes 798 amino acids. Gene Ontology annotation, biological process: cell-matrix adhesion; cell-cell adhesion; cell migration. The record is from RefSeq and is a predicted model, not a curated record. Gene Ontology annotation, cellular component: synapse; integrin complex; focal adhesion. NCBI's taxonomy places the organism in Eukaryota, Metazoa, Chordata, Mammalia, Scandentia, Tupaiidae. The transcript has 15 exons.